Molecule: messenger RNA, 1408 nt
Organism: Hibiscus syriacus
Lineage: Eukaryota; Viridiplantae; Streptophyta; Magnoliopsida; Malvales; Malvaceae
Product: protein N-terminal asparagine amidohydrolase-like
Exons: 9
Coding region: 158-1216 (352 amino acids)
Biological process (GO): ubiquitin-dependent protein catabolic process
Cellular component (GO): nucleus
Molecular function (GO): protein-N-terminal asparagine amidohydrolase activity
Source: RefSeq, a predicted model, not a curated record
ACUCGUAAUCAUAGAUCAAAAUGUUAUAAUGAAAGCUAUUUUUAUGUUGUAAAAUCGGUUUGCAAAUUACAGUCGAAGAAAUCUUCAUCUGGGUUUUUUGGAGAAGAAGGGUUUUAGCUUUGACUUGUGAGCUCAAAAUCAUCAAUUCAUCAUCACCAUGAUUUUUGUGGAUGGAAAACCCUUUAACUCUUCGUCGUCGUUUUCAACGUCAUCGUCUGGGUCUCGGCCAUCGGAUCUGUUGGCGGCUUUGCUGGAACACCCCAUUCUGGUGGCUGCUACACGGUCUUUCAAGUCUAUCGAGGAGAGGAAAGUUUCCAAGUUACCAAAUUCAUCAAGCAACCCUAAAUAUGUGUACUUGUUCCAGAGAGAAUACGCCACUGUUGAUCCUUCACUUGUUCAUUUUGUUGGCACCGAUGAAGCCACAACUUGCGUGGGUGUUGCCAUUCGGAACCGGAAGAACGGAAUGACAUCUGUUGCCCAUAUGGAUUCUCCAAAAAUCGUGGAUACUGGCUUCUCCCAGAUGUUAAAGCUAGUUGUUGAUCACGAUUCAGAUGCAGAUUUAGAUGUGCAUUUAGUUGGCGGUUUUCAAGAUGUUCCACCCGACCAUGCUAGAGACCGAAGUAUGUCGAAGGGGAAACGAGUCAGUGGUUAUUCCAGUCCUUUAUGUAGAAAAAUUGUUGAAACCAUGCAGAAGAGAGUGGAAAAAUUUCACGUGAAGACUCUAUGUGUUCUUAGACAUAACACCAAAUACGAUUCUCAAGAAAAUGCAUAUCCCAUUUUCAAUGGGUUUCUGGUAGAAACUUCUUCUGGAUCCGUCUUCCCUGCCAGCUUUGAUAGAACUUCACGAUGUCCAGAUGAAAUUGUCCGGAGACUCCGAGUUUCUGCUUCGUAUGAAGACCCCUAUUGGCAAGGAAAAUUGCUGGAUACUUAUGACACUGAAACUGAUAGAUUCAUUAUUGCUCCUUGCAUUUGGACCAAUCGCCUGGUACAAAUUGUUAAGUCACUGCGAAAUCUUUCCGACUCCGACAUCCUUACCACAUGCUCUACUUCACCUCUGGCUGAGGGUCCAGACUUUGUGGAGAAUGAGAAAAGGUUGUGGGACUAUCUGAUUAGCAAUCAAGACUGGCUAGUAACGUUUCCGAUGGCGGAACCACGAGAAUUCGAGAGGACCGAUGAGGGUGGCUGGGAAAGGGUUGUGCCGAUCAAAAUCCAUUGACGAGCCUACUAGUAGUACAUCGUUGUAUGCAUCAUUGAGUUACAGAAACAUGACCACAUCUGUAUUGAUUCUCUUCAUAACAUUUCCCAUAGACAUGGGGUAUUGGUAAGGUAAAUAGAUGAUUGGAAACGGUAGGGUAAUAUUCUGUAGUUUGAUUUGUUAACUCUGAAAAUAAAUAUACUUGUUUGUGGA